Molecule: messenger RNA, 1106 nt
Organism: Corticium candelabrum
Lineage: Eukaryota; Metazoa; Porifera; Homoscleromorpha; Homosclerophorida; Plakinidae
Exons: 7
Coding region: 1-1074 (357 amino acids)
Biological process (GO): steroid biosynthetic process
Molecular function (GO): 3-beta-hydroxy-Delta5-steroid dehydrogenase (NAD+) activity
Source: RefSeq, a predicted model, not a curated record
AUGGCUGCUUGUUCAGAUAGCGAGACUAUCCCUCUUGUUCUUGUUACGGGAGCGUCUGGUUACUUGGCAAACCACAUUGUGCAGCAGCUACUUGAGGAAAAAAGCUACAGGCUGCGCGGUACUGUUCGCAAUGUCUCGAGUACUCUAUCCCUCAGAGAACAGUUUCCAAGCUUGCAUAUUGUGGAGGCAGAUCUCAACGAUGACAAGGGAUGGCAAGAGGCCAUUGAAGGCUGCACGUAUGUUAUACACGUAGCCUCUCCUUUACCCAUCCAUGUUCCUCGAGAUGAGACAGAAGUCAUUCGACCAGCAGUCGAUGGCACCAGACGUGUAUUACAAGCCUGUAUGGACGUCGGUAGUGUGCGCCGUGUGGUUGUGACCAGCUCUAUGACUGCUGUAUCAGGCAUGGGUGAACACGGACGAACAUACACCGAAAAUGACUGGCCAGAUGCUGACACAUUAAAAGACCCUUACUCCAAAAGCAAAACUCUAGCAGAACGUGCAGCCUGGGAAUUUGUUGAUGGCAAAAGUGUUGAGUUGGUUUCAAUUGUUCCCGGACUGCUGCUUGGCCCAUUGUUGACCGCUAAGCCUGGUGCAUCACUUGAGGUCGUAAAACGGAUUUUAGAAAAUAGUAUCCCUGGCUGUCCUCACAUCUAUUUAAAUACGGUGGAUGUUCGGGACGCCGCUAGAGCUCAUGUGGUAGCUUUGGUCAGUGAAAGAGCUCCUGGGAACCGAUACAUCAUUUGUGGAGAAUCCUUAUGGAUGAAAGAGGUGGCACAGAUUGUUUAUGAUGAGUUCUCAUCCCAAGGCUACAGGGUUCCUACUAGGGGCAUGCCCAAGUUCUUCAUUUGGCUUGCCAGUCUGUUUUCGUCUCAACUCGAUGCUGUCCUACCAAGAAUAGGAAACGAAAUUCAAUUUUCAACACAGAAGAUGAAGGAAGACUUGGAGAUUAGUACUCGACCGGUGAGAGAGAGCAUCAUUGAUUCGUGCUACUCGCUUAUUUCAAAAGGAUUCGUGGAAAAGAAACAAGGGUACCGUCCUCGUCAACACAUUGCAAGUUCCUCACAGUUGGAUUAAUUUAAUCGCUUCAAACAAAGAUUGUGUCAAAU